AUGAGACGGGCCGCUAGGCCUUGCAAUGAGCCCCACUUGUCCGAUGAUUGUUCAACAGCAAAUAAAAAACGAAAAGUUUUAUCCAUGAAUGAAUACUUUAGUAAACGUUCAUCGAACGUACUAAUAGCAUCAUUAGAUUCUGAUUCACAAAACAACGAAAAACUUACUACUGAAUUAAUGAAUGGCAAUCAAUCUAAUAAUACUAAUUUGACUGAGACUGAAAUUGAAGAAUUACGUGAUUCAUUUAAUAAAACUACUAAUCUUCUUGCUGCUAAUGCACCAAAAUUAGAUAACAUACGAGAUGAUAAUAAUAAUGAAAAAAAACAAUCACUAUCAUCAAUAAAAGGAUUUACAAAAUCUAAUUUGGAGUCACAACAAAAUGGAAAUAGUGAUAAGAAAUUGAAAGGUUUAUGGGAAGAAGCAUCUGAUGAUGACGAAGAGGAAACAGUAGUGAAACAGAAACAAACAACAGUAUCAAAAAUAAAUAACGAUGGUAAUGAUCCGGUGCAGAGAAAAAAGAAACAAUCACUUCCAACAUCGUCGGUCUCAAGCAAAACAAAGACAACUAUUCAACCUAAAAAAGGAUCAAUAGUAACAAAAACAAAAUUAUCUCCGAAAAAGUCCAUACAGUCUUCAACAAAAAAUGUACCAGAAAAAUCUCAAGAACAAACUAAAUCGUUAUCGACAUCAGACAAACAAUCUGAACAUUUAAAACAUCAACAGACAAUAUCGACUACUGUUCGAACUAGUCUACCUCCACCUCCUCGUCCAUCACAACUUACAGCUUCAUCUUCUCAAUCUACAUUGAAAAAAUCGUCUGUUAUCGAUAACACAUCAUUGCAGUGUUUAUCAUCUCGUCGUGAACGAACUCAAAUGUAUUCAGGAAAAAAGACAAUACGUGAUCAUAUACCAAAACUUGAAAGUUUAUGUCUUGAUACAUUAAAAGAACAUAUUGAUGUUAUUUCUUCUCGUCAUUUUAAUUUGUUACCAUAUGAAUUAUUACAGCCGAUUAUUGAAUUAGCCACACCAGAACAAUUGAAAAAUAUUGUUUAUAAUAAUCAGAAUUAUGCUGAUGAUAUUGAACCGUUAUGGAAACGAUUUUGUCAAAUAGAUUUCAAAAGUUCAGAACCAGAUGAAAAUGAAUCAUAUUUUGAAUUAUAUUGGCGUAAACAUGAUGAAAAAGAAGAUCUAUUUCAAGAAGUAAAAUCAAAAUUAGCUCAAAAAUUUGCUCACCAAGAUGAUACAGCUCGUAAAACAAAGAUGGCUGAUCCCAAAAAACUUUCAAACGAAUAUGCCAGAAAAAUUCGACAUCAUCAAUCAGUGACAAAUGGUGGUGGAAGUCAAUCACAAGCGAUCAAUAAUAUUCGCAUGUGUAUAGCAGCUCCAUCAAAUAUGCGUAAUGAACGAAUGACGACGAAAAGAAAUGGACGUCCAAUGCUUCGUGAAGGUGAUACGGGCGAUUGGAUUGGAUCAUUUAUUGGACACAGAAGUGCUGUUUGGAGUGCUACAUUAACUGGUAAUGCUGAAUUUGCAGCAACAGCAUCUGCAGACUUUACUGCAAAAUUAUUUGAUGCUCUAACUGGACAAGAAUUACAAACAUAUCCACAUAAUCAUAUUGUUCGAUCUGUUGAUUUUUCGAAAGAUAAUAAAUCAUUAUUAACAGCAUCAAAUGAAAAAUUACUGAAAAUAUUUGAUAUUAAUGUACCAACUGAACCGUUAAAAAUAUUUACUGGACAUGAUGCCGCUGUUCGACGAGCUAUUUAUAUGGAUACAAAACGAAUUGUUAGUGCAUCAGAAGAUAAAACUGUCAAAAUAUGGGAUAUUGACAGUGGUGAAUGUUUAUCAACAAUUAAUUUUACAACAUCCCCGAACAGUCUUGAAGUUUCACGCGACGGACAAUCAAAUUUAAUUUUAACACAAGGCAAAAAUGUUGAAAUCUACGAUGGAAAUAGCCUACAAAAACGUCAAUCUUUUGAAAUGCCAUGUAGAGUCAAUGCCGCAUCGUUCCAUCCAUCAUCGAAGGAAUUUGUUUGUGGCGGUGAAGAUCUGUUAAUUUAUAAAUAUAAUUAUGAAACUGGAGAUUUAUUGGAAUCCUAUAAAGGACAUUUUGGUGCUAUUCAUUGUAUGGCUUAUUCUCCCGACGGUGAAUUAUAUGCCAGUGGAUCAGAAGAUGGAACAGUUCGUUUAUGGCAAAAUACUGUUGGUCGUACGUAUGGUCUUUGGCGAUGUGAAGAUACGUCCACGACGAACGGUGAUACUCCACCGGGAAAUAAUAACUCAAAUAAUGGGAAUGGAAAUGGCAAUCAUGAAGUAAAAAUGGAAAUAUAA
Messenger RNA from Didymodactylos carnosus, 2328 nucleotides. Lineage: Eukaryota; Metazoa; Rotifera; Eurotatoria; Philodinida; Philodinidae. The record is from the annotation of a GenBank genome assembly.